Molecule: messenger RNA, 4089 nt
Organism: Euleptes europaea (tarantolino)
Lineage: Eukaryota; Metazoa; Chordata; Lepidosauria; Squamata; Sphaerodactylidae
Gene: VWA3B
Product: von Willebrand factor A domain containing 3B
Exons: 29
Coding region: 1-4089 (1362 amino acids)
Source: RefSeq, a predicted model, not a curated record
AUGACUGGCAAUGUGGGUAAACGGACUGCCUGGAGUGAACAGGUGAAGCUUGAUGGGAAACAUAAAGGUCCCCCUGAACAACGUGAGCCACUCAUUGCCUACAAGAAGAACAUUGAAGAAAAAGGAUGGAGGGAUAAUGGCAUUCGUUGGGACAUGGAUGUGCAACAGCUCAUCUCUUCCACUAAAUGGCUUCGUCUUCAUGGACUCAAGAGGAACAAGUUGACCUUUUCUCAGAUUUUAUCCCAAAUUGGAUUUCAGCACAGGGAAGAUUAUGUGUCCAUCUUGGGGAAAACUGUGGCUUCUCGAUAUUCAAACAAGAUGUAUCGUCAGUACACAAAAGCACAAGAUGGAAAGCGGUAUAAUCUGACAGCCACAAAAGACCUUCUCGUUCAUUUUGUGGAUUGCCUUACCGUAGCUAUUGACUUGUAUAAACAAAGAAUGGAAUGGCUGACCACAGAAAGCCGGCAAAUAUUUGGAGUGAUCCAGGAACAGUCCCUUACUGUAGUUCUGGAUGUUGGUGUUUCUUCUCGAGCUGAGUUUAAUCUGAGUUGUGAGGCGCUUUGCAUGGUCCUCGCACAGCAAGUGGCCCAAAUAGCCAAAUUUAAUCUCAUUCGGGCUACCGAAGAUCCUGUGAAGUGGCAGGAGAAAGCUGUUCCUGUGAGCGAGUGUUCCAUUAAGGCUGCUGUCGAGUGGGUCCGUACCCUGGACCACCUGCCCGCUGUUUGCCACACAGGCCCCAUUGAAGCUAUCUUGGAGGCAGUGUGUGACGAUACGAUAGAAGUGGUGUACUAUUUUGUUGUGGGUGAUUUGCCUGAAUGCAUGAAGAACUUGUUCCUGCAGAAGAUCUCAAGGAGCUCAUGCCCAAUCCAUACAGUGUCUCUUAAUGCCAAGGAAGAAGAAACGAUUACUUUCUUAAAGGAGCUUAGUAAUCUGACCCAUGGCAGGUUCCAUGCGUUUGCUGAAAGAACUGACUGUGUAGAUAUGACAGAAACGUCAGCAAGUUGGAAUGAGGAUGAGACAAGCUUGACCACCCAGAAUGCGAUGAAACUGAAAGGGAAGCUGCCUUUAGGAGCAGGUGUCAGAGAAGACGUGUUCUUGAUCUGGAAGGAGCUGGAGGAAGCUAGGAAUACACAGCUGCAAGUUCAGAGAAUUUUGGUGGAGUUUGAGGAGUCUGAAUCAGCUAAAGUGACCAAAACUGACUAUUCAUCAUGUGAUGUCCAGGAUACUGCGAGUUCCAAGAUGUGGCUUCAGAAGAAGGGUUUGAAGGCCCAGAACCUAAUGAUGACCAAAGCGUUUGGUAGUCACACCUUUCGUCAUGCAGAUGGGGUUGUUGACAUAAAAACCAAGCCAGAGAAUGAAUUUUUGCAAACUGAUGCUGAGACUAACAAGAAAAUAAUCCAUGCAAAAUACUGUGACAAGUUUAUAUAUAUGUACUUGCAAGAUGGGACUAUAGCCCAUGUACAUCUUGAGCCUAAAAAGUAUUUGCAAUAUGAAGAAAGAAUGAAGAAUGCUCUCAAUCAAAUGGAAAGCAGACUUCAGGAUCUGCAAAAAGGGAGCAAAGCACUCUUUGGGGAUGUAGUUGAAGAUAACAUUUAUAUUCUCAUUGAUACAUCUCAAUCAAUGAAAAAUAAACUGCCAGUUGUGAAGGAGAAAAUACUUCAGCUUAUCCGGGAACAACUACAAAACAAAACUCAGUUUAACCUUGUUAAAUUUGAUGCGGAAGUGAUAGCUUGGAAAGAGAAACUUGCUGACGUUAAUGAGCGUAAUUUGGAGGACGCUUUGCUUUGGGUAAAAGGGCUGGAGGUUGGAGGUUCUACAGAUGCACUGACAGCGCUGCGGAUUGCCUUCGAUGAUAACAAAACUCAAGCCAUUUAUCUUCUUACCGAUGGGAGACCUGAUCAGCCUCCCCAAACCAUUUUAGCCCAGCCUGAACUUGAGCGGAAAAUUCCCAUUCACACAAUUUCCUUCAACUGUGAUGAUACCGAAGCCAAUAAAUUUUUACAUCAGCUGGCCAAUGAAACGGGUGGACGGUUUCAUUACUAUCAUAUUUGUGUGACGGACCCUGAUGCUCCAAAACCUUUUGAGUGUGAGGAUAUAUAUCUUCUUAAGAAAGAGAUUGAACAAGGAAUAAAAGAACUGGAGAAAAUAAAAACUUUCUACACUGAUGACGUAUUGAUGGAUUGGUUUAAUGGCGCGAAGAACCGGGAGUAUAAACACCGCAGACAGGCUUUUACUGCAUCCACAGUAAGCACACGAGUUGAGGGUCUGAAUCCCCCAUCUCCACAUAGGCCAUAUUGUGCCUCUGAAGAGCCGGCAUCAGCUUCUCCACAGCCUGGUAUGGAUGGACGUCAGGCACACUUUGAGAGUCCAACCAGAAAGAAGAAAGCAUUAUAUGCAGAGCAAACCAGGAGCAGUAUGCUCAGGACUUUACGCUAUGCAACAAAGCCUUUUGAAAGAAGUCGUAAUAGGCCAUCUCCUGAAAGAAGAGAGCUGAAGACUCAAAAGCCGGAGAAGAUAAAGAAUAGUGAGCCUUUAGAUACUUCAGUUGAGUGGCUAAAGACUCAUGGUUUGGUUGCUAGGCGACUCACCAUAAUGGAUGCCUUGGCUCCAACAGCUGUUCCCCGCACAGCAAAAUACGUUCCAAUUCUAGACAAACACGUUGUUUCGAAAGUAUUCGAUGACGUCUUCCCCUUUGCUCAUGUGAGCAAUGAUAUGAAGUGUGUGACGUUGAUUAAUCCUCAGGCAGUAGAUCUUGAUGUCUACAAGAAGAAGCUGCAGGAAGCCAUAAAAACAUAUGAAAGGCGCCUCGAUCUAAUUGUUUGGAGAGCAUUAUCUCAGGAGGAAAAAGACAAGUAUGGACAGGACCAUCAAGUCUCAUACCUGGACAACAAGGAAUCUUUGCUGCAGGCUUUAGAAAAACUGAACUGGCCCAUCAGCUAUGAAGAUCUGACGUUGCUGGAGGAUGAGAUUCUGACAGGGCUGACAUAUAUGGAGCAGGCCACUGAACUCCAGAUCGCUUCCAAAGAGGAAGCUCAGAAAAUCUGCCCAUUUCAUCUCUGCCACAGUAAAGAGAAGAUCCCAGUGAGGCCACAGGUAAAGAAGAAGCAAAAAGGAAAAACGUUCGAUACUCUCCGAGGUCGAAAAGUCAUUGCAAGAUCAGAAAGCACAGGAUUUUAUUAUCCAGGGUCAGUAGUGAGGAGCAUCACUUCUUCUUAUGCACUGGUUGAUUUUGCCAAUGGGGUGACUGAGAUUGUACCACUGAAGUUCAUUUUGCCAGUUGGAGGAGCAAUGCCUUGCCCAUUCUUGCAGGUUGGCGACUAUGUCUUUACCCGAAUUAGAAAACAGUCAGGAGAGGAGUAUUAUGUGCCGGGUAUUGUCAUAGCAACACCUAAAGCUGGGGAUGAUGAUAAACUAUUCACAGUUUUGAAAUACAACAACAGAAAGGAACAUUGUGUACGAAAUGGGCUUAUUAAAAUCAGUCGCCGAAGGUAUACCUGUUCCUGCUGUUACAUAAACAUGACAAAGAUGAUGGAUCAGCUCGUACCAAAUGUAAAGGUUGUGAAGCAUUUCCGCAGAGUACCCCCAGCUGAAGAGAGAGAGACAGCAACAGUAUCUGUAGGGGGGGACUGGAACAGAAAGAAGAAGGCUAGAAAAGGAAGAGCUAAGAGCAAGAAGGAGCCCUGUAAGGAGUGGGCUUCCUCCGACUCCGAUGAGCAGUUCGCCUCCAGAAGGACAGCAAAACGGAGACCAAAAAGUUCAUCCCCAUCGCCUCCUGUCAGGGAAGGAAGUGAAGCCCCUGCUUACGGCGGUUCUUUGGCCCCUUUUCAAACGAGUCGCAGAUCUGUGUGGAUCCCUUUAAACACUGCAGAUUGCAAGCUGCACAAGCGUCUCCGUUGCUCUCGUUGUCCUUUGGAGCUCCAGGGGAGCAACCCCCAGCUUGUCAGCGUGGCUGUCAGCAGCAGCAGCAGCACCUGCUCCCUGUCCAGCAUCGAGAAGGUGGAAGAUUUGGCGCGACGGCUUCAGCAGUAUCACAUAGCUCAGAGGAAAGGCCAUGCUCCAGCUGCAAAGAAGGAACAACGCCAACUGUGA